Molecule: messenger RNA, 1617 nt
Organism: Dromiciops gliroides (monito del monte)
Lineage: Eukaryota; Metazoa; Chordata; Mammalia; Microbiotheria; Microbiotheriidae
Gene: CCRL2
Product: C-C motif chemokine receptor like 2
Exons: 3
Coding region: 524-1570 (348 amino acids)
Biological process (GO): chemotaxis; immune response; inflammatory response
Cellular component (GO): cytoplasm; membrane
Molecular function (GO): chemokine receptor activity
Source: RefSeq, a predicted model, not a curated record
CUGACAAGGGAAUGCCCGGAGAGCAGGAGCCACUGAGCCUGGGGCGGGAUUUCAUCAAAAUUCUGAUAUGCACAAGUGGAAUUUCCUAGUAUACAGUAUAAAAAGGAAGGGUCAUGGGAUGAUGAGUAGUUGCCUUUGCUGGUGGAGUUCGGAUUGGCUAAGACCUCAUCGCCUCUGGGAAGCAAUGGUUCGGCAAUGAAGAAAGGAACUCACUGACCUAAGGCAGCAGAAGCUUCUGAAGUCCUGAUGACUUACUUGGAGGAGUCUCCAGUUUACUUAUUUCAGGAAGUUACAAAGGCUGGCCCAUGGGUUAAAAACUAACAGAGAGAUGAACUUCUUCCUGUUCUUCGGGGCUCAGGACUGGAGCUAUAAAUGACAGAAGUUUCAUUAUUGAGCGAAUGUACUGUUCAUUUGCACGGCUCUUUUGGUGGUUGGUCAGAAAACUGGAUUUCCCAUAGGAAGAUCUGUCUGACUGAUACUACUCAUACAGAGAGGAAAAAGAUCCUUCACAAGGCAGCCCAAGAUGGACAAUUACACUUCGCCAACCGACUAUGAUGUUUUAAUAGAAGACGACUUUAGCGAUGACAUGACAGAACCGUGCCAUAGACAUGAUGACAAAGCCUUCGCAGCACAAUUUCUGCCCCCAUUUUAUUCCUUGAUAUUUAUACUUGGCCUGGUAGGAAAUGCCCUGCUUGUACUAAUCCUGGUGAAAUAUAAAGGAUUCAAAGAGGUGGUGAACAUCUAUUUCCUGAACACAGCAGUUUCAAAUUUCCUUUUCGUUGUCACCUUGCCAUUCUGGAUUCACAAUGCCAUACACAGCUGGGAGCUCGGAGAUACAGUGUGUAAAAUGAUCUCUGGGUUCUACUCAGUAGGCUACUAUGGAUACACAUGCUUCCUGUUGCUUUUGAUAGUACAUAGGUAUCUGGCAAUUGUCCACGUGGGAAGAUUUCAUAUAGCUGCCAAGAAGACCACCUACGGAAUCAUUACAAGCACAUGGGGAAUAGCUGUUCUAGCCGCCUUACCAGAAUUUCUGCUUUCCCAUGUUCAAAUGGAGAGCAAAGCUUACAUCUGCCACUUUGUUCUGCCUCAUUAUCCCCUAGGGGAUGAGAAUUUCUGGAAGCAGUUUCUGACUUUAAAGAUAAACAUUUUGGGACUCCUCAUUCCACUGCUUGUUGCUAUUUAUUGCUAUGGGAGAAUGAAAAAAACAUCCAGAUAUAAGGAGAAAAAGUAUGGACUUUUUAGACUUAUUUUUGUCAUGGCACUUGUUUUUAUGGGUUUGUGGACACCUUACAACUUAGUGCUUUUCCUUAGGACUUUUCAAGAGCACUUGAACCUGAGUGAUUGCGAGAGCAGCUUUCACCUGGACAGAGCAGUCCAAGCAACCAAAAUUAUUGCCAACACUCACUGCUGCAUUAAUCCCGUGGUCCAUAUGCUUCUGGAUGGGACAUUUUGCAAACAUCUCUAUUGCCUUUUCCAUCCCCGAAAUAACGCUGAAGGUCAUUUGAGGGAGGUACCAGAACAGCAAUUGCCAACAACAAAAGGACCACUAUGUCAUUCCACUAGCUUUUAAACUACAUUCAGUGUAGGUUCAAUAAAGUUUCCCUUGAUUUCAUUUAA